AUGAAUACGGUGCAGCGGAGUGUGCAUAAUCCAAUCCACGCUCUAGUGUUCUUCGGCUGGGUGCUAGCGGUACAGUUGACAGGCCUCGCGGCUUUCACCAAGGGAUUCUUCCUCACCCGCGUGGAGCUGGAACGUCAAUCGCAGUGUGAUCGCGUGGUGUGGGUGGUGGUAGACGCGCUGCGGUACGAUUUCGCCGCGUUUUCGCCGCCGGACGAUGCCGGGCAGGGGCUCCAGGACAAGCCCCACUCCGCGGGCGCCAGGCACUACCUCAACCACCUCCCGGUAAUCAACGAGGCCAUCGGCGGUGGCGCCGGCGGCGGCGGAAGCAACAGCAACAACAACAACAACAACGACUCGUCUUCUUCUGCUUUUGAGGGGUCCGGGGGCGUCCUGUUUCAGUUCGAGGCAGACCCCCCGACGGUCACAAUGCAGAGGCUGAAAGGCCUAACCACGGGAGGGCUACCUACCUUCAUAGAUUUCCGCGACAACUUCCACAGCGCCCAGAUAGCGGAGGACAACUGGGUCGCGCAGGUGCGGGAGAGGGCGGCAAGACGACGAGGGGCGAGCGGGGACGUCAACGCCGCCAGCAGCGGAGGCGGCGGGAGCCGGGACGGGGGCGGGGGCGAGCUCGUGUUCAUGGGGGACGAUACGUGGACGUCUUUGUACCCGACGUACUUCUCGCGCAGCUAUCCGUUCCCGUCGUUCAACACCAGAGACCUGCACACGGUAGACGACGGCGUGCUCUCCCAUCUGUCGACGGAGCUGGGCAAGCGCGACUGGGACGUCCUCGUGGCGCACUUCCUGGGCGUGGACCACGUGGGGCACACCUUCGGCCCGGCCUCUCAGGCAAUGGAGGACAAGCUCGACCAGAUGAACGCCGCCCUGAGGACGGUCUUCGAGGGCGUUGACGACGAAACCGUCGUGUUCGUGCUUGGCGACCACGGCAUGACGGAGGACGGCAACCACGGCGGUGCAACUCCCGAGGAGACCGGCGCCGCUCUGCUGGUGUGGAGCCGAUCCGGGGAGAGGCUUCUCGGCCCGGGCUUUAAAAAUCGCCGCAACAGCGGGGGGACGCCUUCUAGCAGACGGGAGAAGAACAGCGGUGGCACGGGCGGCGCAUCUUCCGAAACCGUAACUGGUGCUGACGGGGGCUCGACGGACAGGAGGCAGGGAGGGCCCUCCCAGGGUCACGGAGAUGUGGCGGCGGGAGAAGAGGAAGGAAGCGAAGAGGAUCAUUCUGGGCCGGUGCCCGCGGCAAGAAGGGUCGCCCAGAUCGACCUUGUUCCGACCAUCUCUUUGCUCCUGGGAACGCCGAUUCCUUUCGGGAGCCUGGGAGGGGUCAUCCCCGAGGUGUUCGGCGGCGCGUACUUGGACGGCGGGGGGAGCGGGGACGAUGAGCGCGGGCCCCGUUAUCUGGAGCGGUUGUGCGACGCUCUUCUGGUCAACUCUGUGCAGGUGUGGAGAUACCUGAGCGACUACGCCAGCGUGGCGUCGAUGCCGACGAGAGACAUGUUCGACCUCAACGAGCUGCUUCUCGCGGCACGCGAAGCCCACACGGAGUGGAAACGACGGCAGCAGCAAAGAAGUCACGCCAGCAAGGGGGCUCUCGAAGACGACGGCAACGCCUCCGCCUCCAGCGCGAGAGAGCUGCGCCGGGUGUGCGGCAUGUACCGAGAGUUCCUCGACGCCUCGAUCGGGCUCGGGCGAAGCCUGUGGACGCAGUACGACACGUCGCUCAUGUGGUGGGGGCUCGCGGUCCUACUUGUCGCCGCCGCGGCGCUGGCCUUUCGAGCGGUCUCCUCGUCGAUGUCUUCUUCUCCGGCAUCCUCGGGCGAUUCAAGAGCGGCGGCGGUGGGCGCGGCCGCAAGCCUGGCGAUAGCAAUCCUCACAGACCUGGUGUUCGGCUCCUCCGGCCCGCACGUCUUCGCCGCCAAGGUCGCCAUCUGUUCCAGCGUCGGCAUGUGCAUCCACUACGCGCAGGUCGUAGCCUCGGCCGGCAGUUGGACGGCGUCUGGCGCGGCUCCUCCUUCCUCUGGCGGCGCGAGGACGAUGACGGGGACUACUAAAGGAGGCGGUCUUUCCGUUGGCGUCGCCUUUACGGCGGUCCUGUCGGCGCUGUACUGCGCCGGCCUGUUCAGCAACAGCUUCAUUGAGGCGGAGGACGGGCUCCACCGUUUCUUGGGGGCAUCCUCCCUCGUCUCCCUCGCCGUCUUGAUCCUCCUGGUGCCCGCUCCGCCGCCGCCUGCCACACCUGCCGACCUCGACUACGACGACAUAUCAUCAUCGUGGACGGCACGUGCGGUGGUUGAGAACACCGGCAGCAGCAGCAGCAUUGGAUUCGCGAGUCCGAGAUGCGACGACCGGUUGGGGCUGCUGCUGGGGCUCUCCCCCAAGUCCACGGCGGCGCUGUACGCGGCCCUGGCCGCCGCGUGCCUGCGCGCCGCCGCCGCGGUCCAGGACUCGGCGGCGGAGGGAGGGGUUUCCACAGAGGCGGCCUUCGGGGUCUCCCGGUCCCUGCUGCCCCUUCCCGCGCUGUGGUAUCUCUGCCGGCUUGCACGCGGCGGCGGCGGCGGCGGCGGCGACGGUCGUAUGUUGUGGGGGAGUGGGGCGGUUGAUGUGGCCAACACGCGUGGUGCUCCUGCGGCGGUGUCCUUGUCGGGUGGUGUAUUGGGAGCGGCAUCGGGGUGGGCUCGUCGGCGCUGCUCCCACGGGGCGGUGCAAGCCUUGAGCCUCGCGGCCAUCGGCGCAUACUGGGUCAACGAGGUAGUGGCGGCCGCGGCCGCGGAAGCGGGGAAGGAGCACGGCACGGGGGCAGCGGCGGCGGCGGCGGCAACUGGCGGCUUGUCACAAGGUGGAGCGGCGGGAGCGGCGCUCUUUGGCUCGCUGCUGCCUCCCGCGAGGCUUCUUCUGCCGCGGGCGACGUACCUGUUGUGUCUAGCCGGACUGGCGGUGGCGUUGCUGCGCCCGCAUGGGCGGCGGCGGCGGAAGCAGCAAGACCCGGUCCCCCAAAAGGGUGAGGAAGGGAGAACCUGCACGCCGCCUGGGGGGAACGGAUCGUCCUCGUCUUGGUCGUACGCGCAGUCGUUGGCCGGCACGGCGGCGACGGUGGUGUCCCACCUCCUUCCGGUGGUCGUGCUGCUGCUGGGACCGGGGUCGCCCGCCGUCGUGGCCUUCGUGUCGGCGGCGUGCGGCUGCGUGUUGAGGAGCGUCUCCGUUACGGCGGCGGGUAGGACGACCGGCGGCGGCGGCGGCGGCCGCGGCGGUGCGGUUCUUCCACUUGGCGCGGUGGCCGUCUCCUGGUCGGUCGUGGGACGCGCGUUUUUUUUCUUGACGGGGCACCACAACCAGUUCAGCAGGCUUCAGUACUCGGCGGCCUUCGUCGGCUUCGAUGAGUUCGACUUCAAGGUCGGCGGCGUGCUGCUCUUCCUCAACACGUUCGGGACCGAGAUUCUCGCCGCCCUCGCGCUUCCGCUAGCUGCCGCCGCCGCCGCCGCAAGCGGGGUGUCUCAGGACGCCGCCCCGCCAGUGCUGCCCGAGGCUGUCAGCGGUAGUAGUAGGCCGAACGACCGGCAGUCGCUGUCUUCGCCGCCAUCACCUCGGCCGCACUCGGUGGCCGGCCGCUGGGACGGGAACCACCCCGACGACGCCGGCAAUGAUGCUGCGGCGGAGGCGCAGGCGCAGGCGCAGACGCAGGCACAGGCGCAGGAGACCACAAGCAUGCUGUCGGCCAUGGAGCGGCUGUCGGGCCUCACGCUCCUGCUCAGUGCCAUCCGCACCUUCCUGUCCGCCGCCAACGUGUCGGUUCAGCGGGGUCACCUCAUGCUGUGGGCGGUCUUCGCGCCCAAGUUCGUCUUCGACGCCACGAUGCAGGCCGUCUGCGGGGCCGCCGCCGUGCUCGCCUGGGCCGUUGUGGUCGUGGCGCACAGGGCGUACUGCUGUGAAGGGUGGGGGGCGGCGGGGGCGGGGUGUGGGCUGGCGUCGCUGGGGAGGGCAGCGCGUCCUGCCUUGCCGCCUAGAAAAAAGGGGCGGUAG
Molecule: messenger RNA, 4032 nt
Organism: Ectocarpus siliculosus
Lineage: Eukaryota; Phaeophyceae; Ectocarpales; Ectocarpaceae
Source: the annotation of a GenBank genome assembly